AGGUACCAAAGGGAAAUCAUCAUCUGGAUUUAAAACGGUCUCUUCGGGGUACAAGGAGCAGCUGAACAACCUGAUGAAGACAUUGAACGCCACGCACCCGCACUUCAUCCGCUGCAUUGUGCCCAACGAGACCAAAUCACCGGGUGUUGUUGAUUCUGGCCUCAUCAUGCACCAGCUGACCUGCAACGGCGUGCUUGAAGGCAUCCGUAUCUGUCGCAAGGGCUUCCCCAACAGGAUGCCUUACUAUGACUUCAAACGGCGAUAUACUAUUUUAGCUUCUAAAGCCAUGGCUGAGUGCACGGAUGACAAGAAGGCUGCCGCUGUAUGUCUUUCAGCCGUUGAGCUUUCUGAAGAGAGCUAUCGACUCGGUAACACAAAGGUGUUUUUCCGUGCUGGCAUGCUUGGCCAGCUCGAAGAAAUUCGUGACGACCGACUGGGCAAAGUAUUGGCGUGGCUUCAGGCCUGGAUUCGAGGCUUCAGAAGUCGCAAGGAAUAUCAGCAGCUCCAGGAACAGCGCCAAGCCCUCGUCGUCGUGCAGCGCAACCUGAGGAAGUACAUGAAGCUCCGCAACUGGCCGUGGUAUCGCAUGUGGCAGGCGGUGAAGCCGCUCCUCAACGUCACGCGCAUCGAGGACGAGAUGCAUGCCCUCGAAGAGAAGGCGACCAAGGCAGUGGAGGACUAUGAACGGGAGGCGGAACUUCGGAAGGAACUCGAAGCAACAAACGUAGCUCUUAUGGAGGAAAAGAACAAUCUGCUUGUGGCUUUAGAAUCUACCAAAGGCAAUGUAUCGGAAUACCUCGACAGGGAGAAUAAGCUUCAGCGUCAGAAAACCGAACUAGAGAGUCAACUUAGUGAAACGAUGGAGCGUCUACAAGAAGAAGAGGAAGCGCGGAGUAAAUUGGUGGAUCUCAAGAAGAAAGCUGAACAAGAUAUCGGCGGCCUCAAGAAGGAUCUUGAAGAUUUCGAAUUAUCGCUGCAAAAAGCUGAGCAGGAAAAGGCUUCUAAAGAUCACCAAAUUCGCAGUCUUAAUGAAGAAAUCGCCCACCAAGACGAAUUAAUAGUCAAAGUCAACAAGGAAAAGAAACAGCUUCAAGAGUGCAACAGGAAAAUUGCUGAGGACGUUCAGACUGCGGAAGACAAAUGCACGCAUCUCAACAAGGUUAAGGCUAAGUUGGAACAGUCUCUUGACGAACUUGAAGAUUCACUUGAGCGAGAGAAGAAACUGCGCGGUGAACUUGAGAAAACGAAGAGGAAAGUUGAAGGCGACCUCAAGCUUACCCAAGAGGCUAUGACGGACCUGGAGCGCAGCCAAAAGGACCUUGAUCUGGCUAUUCAGCGAAAAGACAAGGAAAUUGCUGCCCUUGCCUCCAAAGUAGAGGAUGAACAGAACUUAGUCUCCAAGUUGAAUCGACAGAUUAGGGAGUUGCAAGUUCGCAUUGAAGAACUGGAACAAGAGGUAGACGAGGAGAGGCAAGGACGAUCGAAGGCUGAGAAGUCGAAAACUGCACUCGUGCGAGAGCUUGAGGAAAUCAGUCAACGUCUGGACGAAGCUGGCGGCGCAACUGCCAUGCAAAUUGAACUGAACAAGAAACGUGAGACCGAACUCGUCAAGAUCCGCCGCGACUUGGAAGAAGCGAAUAUUCAGCAUGAAGCCGCCCUAGCCAGCCUUCGGAAGAGACACGGCGAUGCGGUCGGGGAACUGACGGAACAAGUCGAGAAUCUCAAUAGGCUGAAGGCGAGGAAUGAAAAGGAAAAAGCCACUUUAAAGCGAGAAAACGAAGAUACUCGACUUGCUAUGGACGAACUUCUUCGAGACAAGGUGAGCGCCGAAAAGAUGAGCAAGCAGCUCAUGCAAAUGAACAACGACCUGCAGGCGAGGCUGGACGAGGCCAACCGGACCAUCAACGACCUGGACCUUUCGAAGAAGAAGCUCGCCGUCGAGAAUUCCGACCUCAUUCGCCAGCUGGAAGAGUCAGAGAACCAGAAUGCCCUACUCUCGAAGAUGAAGCUUUCGCUUUCCAACCAGCUUCAGGACACGCAGAAAAUGGCGGAGGAGGAGUCUCGGGAACGUACGUCGCUGUUAGGCAAGUUCCGCAACCUCGAGCACGACGUCGACGGCCUUCGCGAACAGCUGCAGGAGGAGAGUGACGCCAAGGCUGACCUCCUGCGCCUGCUCUCCAAGGCCAACGGGGACGUCCAGAUGUGGCGCUCCAAGUACGAGUCGGAGGGCGUCGCCCGCGUGGAGGAACUUGAGGCUUCGCGCUCCAAGCUCGCGGCACGACUAGAGGAAGCGGACAACCAGAUCGAGCAGCUCAAUAUCAGAAACGUCAACCUAGAAAAACUAAGAGAACGGGCCUCCGCGGAUGUCGAAAGUAUGCAGAUCGCCCUCGAACGCGCUCAAACAUUGGCAAGUACGGCAGAAAAGCGACAGAAGAACUUUGACAAAAUCAUAAGUGAAUGGAAGACGAAGGUUGAUGACCUAGGAGCCGAGCUCGAUGCCUCCCAGAAGGAAUGCCGCAACUACUCGACCGAGCUGUUCCGCGUGAAGGCCGCCUAUGAGGAGAGCCUCGACCAGAAUGACACCAUUCGUCGCGAGAACAAGAACCUCUCCGACGAAAUUAAGGACUUGAUGGAUCAGAUCGGCGAGGGCGGACGGUCUCUUCACGAAGUUCAGAAAACGGCAAAGAGAUUUGAAAUUGAGAAAGAAGAACUACAGUCUGCACUAGAAGAAGCCGAAGUUGCCCUUGAGCAGGAAGAAAACAAGGUCCUUCGCAGCCAGCUAGAAUUGAGCCAAGUUAGACAAGAGAUCGAGAGACGCAUCCAAGAGAAGGAGGAAGAAUUCGACAACACACGGAAAUGUCACCAGCGAGCACUGGACUCUUUGCAAGCCUCCCUCGAGGCGGAGGCGAAGGGCAAGGCGGAAGCUAUUCGCAUAAGGAAGAAACUUGAAUCCGACGUCAACGAGACGGAACUUGCGUUGGAGCACUCAAACAAGGCGAUCUCUGACCUGCAAAAGCACGUCAAGAAAAUGCAGAACGAGUUGAGAGAAAUGUCCCUAGCUAUCGAGGAGGAGCAACGGCAGUCGUCCGAAUACCGCGAACAGUACAGCAUCGCCGAGCGCCGCUCCAACGCCCUUGUCGGUGAGCUCGAGGAGACACGCACCCUUCUCGAGCAGUCCGACCGCGGUCGCCGCCAGGCGGAGGCCGAACUGUCGGAGGCACAGGAACGCAUCGGGGAACUUUCAACACAAAACGGCAACCUCAGUCUGUUCAAGAGGAAGCUGGAGAGCGAGUUGCAGACUGUUCAGGCUGAUCUCGACGAGAUGAUGAGUGAGACGAAACACUGCGAGGAGAAGGCCAAGAAGGCCAUGAUCGACGCCGCCCGCCUCGCCGACGAACUUCGCUCCGAGCAAGAGCACGCUCAGGAUCAGGAGAAGAUGCGCAAGGUCGCAGAAGUCGCUGUAAAGGAACUGCAAGUUCGCCUUGAAGAAACAGAGAACUUUGCUCACAAGACUAGCAAGCAGACGAUUGAAAAGCUAGAGAACCGCGUGAGGGAGCUGGAGGCUCAGCUGGAAAGGGAGUCUACUCAGCACGUCGAAGCGCAGAAGACGCUAAGGAAGUGCGAGCGACGCAUGAAGGAACUCGGCUUCCAGUCCGACGAGGACAGAAAGAAUCACGAAAGGAUGCAGGACCUCGUUGACAAACUCCAGCAGAAGGUGAAGACGUACAAGCGACAGAUCGAGGAAGCAGAAGAGAUCGCUGCUCUGAACCUUGCCAAGUUCAGGAAAGCUCAGCAGGAACUGGAGGAAAGGGAAGAUCGUGUUGACGCCGCUGCCAUGCAAAGGGAUUAUACAAGCAUGCAUAGAGACGUCCACAACUUGCACAGAGAGGUCUCCAUCUCUCGCCUAAUGGAGAAUCUUGGCCCUCAAGUGCCUCCCCAAUAGAGGCCAAUAAUGUGAUGUGGAAAUGACACACACUGACGAAUUGUUGUCGCAUAAUCCAGAUUUUUUGUAUAGUCUUAGACAUCAAAGCCGAUGAUCUCGUUCAUGAGAUGAGAUGAAGAAAGUACAAUGGUUAUUAUCAAGUCGGCAUUAAGGAGGACGCAAUGUCGGUGAUAUCAAUACCGAAAGAGAAGUAGCAAUUUCAGUAGUUGAUUAUAGGUGCAUCAAAUCUUGCUUACUAAUUAAACAUUAUUUCGGAA
Molecule: messenger RNA, 4200 nt
Organism: Penaeus vannamei (Pacific white shrimp)
Lineage: Eukaryota; Metazoa; Arthropoda; Malacostraca; Decapoda; Penaeidae
Source: RefSeq, a predicted model, not a curated record